Molecule: messenger RNA, 2571 nt
Organism: Eucalyptus grandis
Lineage: Eukaryota; Viridiplantae; Streptophyta; Magnoliopsida; Myrtales; Myrtaceae
Product: tRNA nucleotidyltransferase cca2
Exons: 16
Coding region: 316-2037 (573 amino acids)
Biological process (GO): tRNA 3'-terminal CCA addition
Molecular function (GO): ATP:3'-cytidine-cytidine-tRNA adenylyltransferase activity; RNA binding
Source: RefSeq, a predicted model, not a curated record
CGCUUUCUCAUCACGCGGCAUCUUCCAGAGGUCUUCGACUCUGCGUUUCUGCCCGUAUCUCCCGCCCUCGCCGUUGCGCUUCCGCUCAGCCCCGUCGCCGCCGUGUCGCCACCACCCUCGCCAGCCUCGCCAUUUCCCUUCUUAACGUCGCCCGUCGCCCCGGCCGCCUCACAUCAGCCGAGCCGAGCUAAGCGAAGCGACGCCUCCAGGCUCCAGAAGCAAGCCCCUCGUGAUCGCCGAAUUCUCCUAGCGACGGAAGGGGGAAAACCGAGUGAAUUGAAGCGAGGGCGUUUCCAGCAUGAGUAAGGGGGGAAAAUGAGAGCGUCCUUUUUGAACGGCAACAGUUCCAGUCUUUUUCUCAGAAGCAUCGUCCGUAGUUGCAAUCGUCUUGCUUUAGGAAGCGUUUGGAGUCCUCUUAAGGCGCGAAGCCUGACUAAAACGGCAGGGCUCUUGAGUUGCAAAUUGAUGUCGGCGAACACGCCGGUGGUGCGAGUGAAGGAGAAGAUCGGUUUGACAGAGAAGGAGAAGAUGAUCUUUGAUCGGCUUCUCGCCACUGUUCGCCAUUUUGAUCUCCCUACACAGCUGCGGGUUGCUGGUGGCUGGGUCCGUGAUAAGCUUCUAGGGAAAGAUUGUUAUGAUAUCGAUAUUGCUCUUGAUGACAUGUUGGGUAGCACAUUCGUUGAUAAGGUUACCCAAUAUUUGGCGUCAACAGGGGAAGAGGCACAAGGUCUGGCUGUUAUCCCAAGCAACCCAAACCAGUCAAAACAUCUGGAAACAGCGAGGAUGCGCCUCUAUGAUAUAUGGAUAGAUUUUGUGAAUUUAAGGUCUGAAAAGUACAGUGAUAAUAGCCGCAUUCCCACCCAGAUGGAUUUUGGCACUGCAGAAGAGGAUGCUUAUAGAAGGGAUUUAACUAUAAACAGCAUGUUUUACAAUAUCAACACCAGCUUGGUUGAAGAUUUAACUGGGAGAGGAAUUGACGAUCUUAGAUCAGGAAAAAUUGUGACACCUCUAGCCCCAAAGGAAACGUUUCUGGAUGAUCCUCUGCGAGUUCUUCGUGCCAUUCGCUUUGGCGCAAGGUUCAGUUUUACAUUGGAUGAAGAGCUGAAGAGAGCUGCUGCAUCCAAUGAUGUCAAAGAUGCACUUGCAGCUAAAAUCAGUAGAGAGCGCAUUGGAACAGAAGUUGAUCUGAUGGUAUCGGGCAAUGGACCAGUUAAAGCUAUUGCUUACAUCUAUGAGUUGCAAUUAUUUUGGGUUGUCUUCAGUCUACCUCAUGAACAUGAACCGACAUUGCCAGAAGAAUGCGAUAGGGUCUGCUUGGCUUAUAUGGAUGCUGCAUGGAGCCUUCUGCAGCUAAUUGGGUCGUUAUCUCUUACUGAUGAACAAAGAAGGUUGUCCUUGUAUGCAGCUCUGUUUUUCCCAUUCAGAACCAUCACAUAUGAAGAUAACAAAGGCAAGAAGAUUCCAAUUGUCAACUACGUUUUUCGAAACUCUCUCAAGCGAAAGGCUAGCGAUGCUGAGACAGUCGUCAGUGUACACUCUGCUGUGGCGAGACUGCUUAGCUUAAUUCCCUUUCUUGAAUCAAAUGUUGACGGAGAGCUCAAUGAAGAUGAUAUGGGCAUUGAACUUGUUGAUAUCCCUGCUUCGUCAAAGCUGCGGGUAUUAACAGGAUUUCUCCUGCGAGAAGUAAAGGAUUUCUGGCGAGUUGCAUUAUUGAUUGCUCUGCUGGCUUAUCCCUCUCCUAUUGGCUGCUCUGAAGAUGCCAUGUUCAAGCACACCGAAUUAGACAAGAGAAAAAAGGUGUUCCAGGCAGUUGAGAAUGCUAUUCUCAAAUUAGGCCUGGAAAAAAUAUGGGAAGUGAAGCCUCUAGUCACUGGAAAGGACAUUAUGAAUGUUCUGCAGCUCAAAUGUGGAGGUCCAUUGGUUAAAGAAUGGCAACAAAAGCUACUUGUGUGGCAGCUGGCAACCCCGGCUGGAACUGCAGAUGAGUGCCUCGAAUGGAUGAGGCAAACUCAUUUAAAGCGAAUAAAAAUGGAGUGAAUUGAGGGAAAGGUCUGUGCAAGCUAUGGCAUUUUAUUUAUUUUAUUAUUAUUAUUAUUUUUUUUUUUGUAGUUCAAACGUGUUUCGCAGGGUCUGGAACUCAGCCAUGUUUGUCCAGAAAUGCGUGGGAACUUUACAGCAUAUGAUAUCAGAAGACUAGUUUCAAAAUCACGUUGAUGACUGGCCGGUUUAGGAUGUAAAUUCAAAGGCUGUUGGUGGAAUUGUCUACAUUGAAGUUUUGACUACCAGUGUCCUGUUUUACAGAAGAAAGAGGAUACGUCUGUUAUGGUUGGAUACAUCAUCUCCAGUUAAUACCAAAGAGCACACCAUCUCUUUCUGUGCGAGCAUGGAUUUUUUGGACCAUGAAAAUUUUUGCAUGAAUAACUACAUUGUAUGAGCAGUGGUGAAAUUGAAAAUGGCAGAACAAAAUGAUUGCGUGAUGGCUUUUAGCUUCUUGUUAUUCUGAUUGACCAUCCAUCUGGGUCUUCAGCUUGAUCAAAUAAUUUACACGAUCCAUUCCCUUGUGCUUUAUAA